Messenger RNA from Anoplopoma fimbria (sablefish), 621 nucleotides. RefSeq names its product phospholipid hydroperoxide glutathione peroxidase-like. The transcript has 7 exons. Lineage: Eukaryota; Metazoa; Chordata; Actinopteri; Perciformes; Anoplopomatidae. Gene Ontology annotation, molecular function: glutathione peroxidase activity. The record is from RefSeq and is a predicted model, not a curated record. Gene Ontology annotation, biological process: response to oxidative stress.
UGGGUGGAGGUUAUAAGCUGUGACAUGUGAGGCACAAUAACCAGUUCUCAAAGCCUCGUCUACAGCAGCUACAGCAUGGCCUUUAAAAGGAAGAAGAAGUCUGCUCCGACAGAGGACUGGCAGACGGCCACGUCUAUUUAUGACUUCUCAGCGAUAGAUAUUGAUGGCAACUUCGUUUCCCUAGAAAAAUACAGGAGGGAUGUCGUCAUCAUCACCAACGUUUGCUCUAAAUGAUGAUUUAAAACCCCAAUAAACUACUCUCAGUUGGCUGACAUGCACGCCAGGUACGCUGAGAGAGGUUUACACAUCCUUGGCUUCCCUUCUAACCAGUUUGGGAACCAGAAUUCAAUUCAAUACGAAUUGGAAACUCAGAUCAAGGAGAUGGCCAGUUCCUACAACGUCCAGUUUGACAUGUUCAGUAAGAUUGAUGUGAACGGGGAUACCACUCAUCCUCUGUGGAAGUGGCUGAAAGAGCAGCCCAACGGGAGAGGCUUACUGGGAAAAAGCAUCAAGUGGAAUUUCACCAAGUUUCUGAUCAACAGAGAGGGUCAGGUGGUAAAGAGAUACGGACCCCUGGUUGACCCAAGGGCGGUGGAGAAGGAUCUUCCCCUAUACCUGUAA